AUGGCGAAGAAGGUGGCAGUGAUUGGAGCUGGAGUCAGUGGCCUGAUCUCUCUCAAGUGCUGCGUGGAUGAAGGACUCGAGCCCACUUGCUUUGAGAGGACUGAAGAUAUUGGAGGGUUGUGGAGGUUCAAGGAAAAUGUUGAAGAUGGUCGAGCAAGUAUCUACCAAUCUGUCAUCACCAACACCAGCAAAGAAAUGUCUUGUUUUAGCGACUUUCCGAUGCCUGAAAAUUUCCCAAAUUUCCUGCACAACACAAAGCUUCUGGAAUACUUCAGAAUCGUUGCCAAAAAGUUUGAUCUCCUGAAAUAUAUUCAGUUCCAGACAACUGUCCUCAGUGUGAAAAGACGCCCGGAUUUCUCAACCUCUGGCCAGUGGGAGAUCGUGACUGUCUGCAAUGGCAAAGAGCAAAGUGCGGUCUUUGAUGCAGUCAUGGUUUGCAGUGGCCACCACAUCCUACCUAACAUCCCACUGCAGUCAUUUCCAGGUAUUGAGAAGUUCAAAGGCCAGUAUUUCCACAGCCGCGAAUACAAAUACCCCGCAGGAUUUGAGGGGAAACGCAUCUUGGUGAUUGGAAUAGGAAACUCGGCCUCAGAUAUUGCCGUGGAGCUGAGUAAGAGAGCUGCUCAGGUGUUUGUCAGCACCAGAAAAGGAUCCUGGGUCAUGAGCCGUAUCUCUGAGGAUGGCUACCCUUGGGACAUGGUAUUCCACACCCGGUUUAGCUCCAUGCUCCGAAAUGUCCUGCCACGAACAAUCGUGAAAUGGAUGAUGGAACAGCAGAUGAAUCAGUGGUUCAACCAUGAAAAUUAUGGUCUUGAGCCUCAAAACAAAUACCUUAUGAAAGAACCAGUACUGAAUGAUGAUCUCCCGAGUCGUCUGCUCUAUGGCGCCAUCAAAGUGAAAUCGAGAGUGAAAGAGCUCACGGAAACGUCUGCCAUCUUUGAAGACGGAACAGUGGAAGAGGACAUUGAUGUCAUUGUCUUUGCAACAGGAUAUACUUUCUCCUUUCCCUUCCUUGAAGAUUCACUUGUUAAAGUAGAGCAUAAUAUGGUCUCUCUUUAUAAGCACCUGUUUCCCCCUCACCUGCAGAAGCCAACACUUGCAUGCAUUGGCCUCAUCCAGCCCCUUGGUUCUAUUUUCCCAACUGUUGAACUUCAAGCUCGCUGGGUGACAAGAGUUUUCAAAGGUUUGUGUAUCUUGCCCUCAGAGAGUGUUAUGAUGUCAGACAUUAUCAAAAGAAAUGAAAAAAGAAUUGACCUGUUUGGAGAGAGCCAGAGCCAGAUUUUGCAGACCAAUUACAUUGACUACUUGGACGAGCUCGCCUUGGAGAUUGGUGCGAAGCCAGACUUCCUCUCUAUCUUGUUAAAAGAUCCUAAACUGGCUAUGAAACUCUAUUUUGGCCCCUGCAAUUCCUAUCAGUAUCGCUUGGUUGGUCCUGGGCGGUGGGAAGGAGCCCGGAGUGCAAUCUUCACUCAGAAACAACGAAUAUUGAAGCCUUUAAAGACCCGUUCUCUGCAGGCUUCCUCUAAUGUCUCCAUUUCCUUCCUCUUGAAAAUCCUCGGGCUCCUUGCUGUUUUUAUGGGCCUUUUUUUCCAACUUCAGUGGUUCUAGCCUGUCUGCAUGAAGCCUUUGGAUUUACUGGCAGUCAGGACCUC
Elephantulus edwardii (Cape elephant shrew) is the source of this 1652-nucleotide messenger RNA. It is a transcript of the gene FMO2, whose product is annotated as flavin containing monooxygenase 2 (non-functional). The record is from RefSeq and is a predicted model, not a curated record. NCBI's taxonomy places the organism in Eukaryota, Metazoa, Chordata, Mammalia, Macroscelidea, Macroscelididae. Bases 1 to 1608 code for a protein of 535 amino acids. Gene Ontology annotation, molecular function: NADP binding; N,N-dimethylaniline monooxygenase activity; flavin adenine dinucleotide binding. The transcript is spliced from 8 exons.